UGUUGUCGAUUCUGAUUGGAUGGCCAACUUGGUCCGAUUUAGGAUCAUUAUCCUUAUCAGCCGAGGAUGAAGUGAGAUGGGGACGCAAAGAGGCUGAUGGUAAAGAAUACCGUUGUAGUUUGGCGUGGAGAGUCGUUUCUGCACGAACCGGCAGGCUGAGAAGAAUGCUUGAAAACAAAAGGGAGAGGUUGAAAACCUUCCUGCGCAAGAUCGACGAAAAGGCCAUCGUCAGAAUAAAGCACUUCAUGAGGGAGAGUAAUUAUCCAGUGGAGAGCAGUGGUGGAGGGCUGCCGGCCAAAGCAAAAAUAAGCAAGAGCAGCCAGAGCAAUGCCAGCAUCAAGAAGGUGGAGGCGAGGAAAGCCUUAAGUCUGGAGGCGGCUCAGCUGGAGAUCCAGCAGCAGCACAAAGCCCUCACCAGACAAGUAGCAGUCAGGUCCCAAACAUUUGAUGUUGACAGCAAAAGCUUUGAAAAACCGGAGCUGCCUGGCACAAAAAGCAGUUUCACCAAGCACAACAAGACAUUCCACAAGUUGUUUCCUGACAUUCCCGACAGCGAAGACUUGAUUCACGCAUACAUCUGUGCGCUGCAGAGGGAAGUGCCGUACCACGGUCGGCUGUACAUCACCGACACCCACGCCUGCUUCUAUUCCUCUGUUCUGCUCAAGGAAACAAAGGUGGUGGUUCCAGUUUCCUCCAUCCACAUAGUGAAGAAGCAGAACACGGCUUUGCUGGUCCCCAACGCCCUGUCCAUUCGCACCACUGAAGGGCUCAAGUAUCUCUUUGUGUCGCUGCGGAACAGAGAGUCGUGUUACCAACUGCUUUGCUCCGUCUGUCCUCAGGUAGAGGACGCCAGCACAAACAGCAGCCCGCUCUUCUCCUCAGGCGAAAACAGCUUUGAAAAGAGCAAACUUGAAAACUCCAGCCUGUCCAGUUUGGAUGACAGCUUCGACCAGAUAGAUAGCUCAGAAAGUCAGUCUGUACAGGAGCAGCCUCUGCAGAGAAAAGCUUCACCUCACAGCAGUAGCUCAACUUUCAGCAGCCUGCACAAGCAGCAAAAUGAUAGCUUAUCCUCAGAGGAGUCCUCCGACUCAGGUGGAUCUUUUGUGUGGAAUGCGUUUGAAAAAGCAAAGUCUCUGCUGGUUCAGAGAGAGGCCAGCACCCUCAACACCCUCCUCUUUAUCUACUUGAUUUUGGUUGUGCUGCUGCUGUUGUCUUCAGGCUACAUCGGUCUGCGUAUUUUUGCUCUGGAGGAACAGCUCACGUCGCUCGGUGCGCUGCCGGAGUUCACCUUACACAGCAGGUAUCACAAAGACACGUAACACUGGAUGACUGAAGGAGAGAUUGGUUGACUCAUGACUGGAAGAUAAGUUGGGCUCCUUCUGACGGAACCUGGAGGGCUAACUGCAGUGGUUUUCCAACUCCUCUCUCUAUGACCUGUGCUGUUAUGUGGAAGAACUUGUGCAAUUUUAGAGAUGACUUGAAGGGCUAUGCUUCCUCUUGGUUCAGAGAACAGAUUGACACGCCACGGCUGGCGUCCACGCAGCCAAGCCAAAUGUAUUCUGGGCGCUGCCUGGUUGCAGCGCGUCCGUUGAACCAAAGCCAAGGGGCUCAGACUCUGCAAGCUGCCACACAAGCCAAGUUGAUGGGCACUUUGCACAAACCUCUUUUUGCCCCUCUUCUUCCUGAGCAUGCAUAUAAACAGGGCUAUAUCGAGCCAGCAUCGGCGGCUGUAGCGCCUUUUGCUGCACCUCAACACUGGAGACGUAGUGCUAAGCGUAGCCAAAGAUGCACACGGCGCAUGUCUUUUGCAUGAGUGCACAGAGAUAACAUUUCUGUCUGUACGUAACACCCCAUCUCUGAGCUGCACACUCAGUCCUGUCCCAAUCUCGGUUUUUUCUCUCAGAUUUGCGUCCUUCACAUCGGUCUUAUCUCUCUAAUCAGAUGUGAGUUGAAAUGAUGACGAAGGGAUUCUUCCACGCAGAUCAGCCCACAGAGGGCUCGCUGCUUUUUCCAAAGGUCUUCUCCUUUCUCUCUUUCUCCAAUCAGUGAUCACUGCAGUAUUACUUUCUUUGUCUUUGGCAUGAUUUAAACCUGUUUAAUGAUCCGAGGUUAUACUCCAUCCAGGCGUCACUGGAUAAAUGCAUCAUCAAUGCACAAAUACUUAGUACAACAGAUCUUGACAAAGUGGUCUUAGAGGCAUUUGAAUUAUUCUAUUGUGUCUCAAAAGUGUAGAAAUGUCCUCUUUACACACGGUUUAGCAGAAUGAUUCCCAAGAUCCUGUUGGACUGGCCGAAUGAGAACUAAACGACAUUUUUAGAACCUCAAGUUGUUUUUAAGUAGCAUCUAUUAAAUAUUUCAAAUGCAUGUGUCUGCAGAAACGACACACUUGACUGAUACUGUAAAUGUGUUCUCGCUAUUGUCACGUUUGAGGGGCUGGGAGCUUAAAAAAAAAAACCCCGUGCUGCGAGGUCCAAGUUUUUAAAAGCAAAAGAAAUGGUCCGAAAGCGAGUUUCAAUAUGCAACAAACUGUUAUGCAUGGAAAAACAUGUCAUUUAUUUUUGUGUGUUUGUGUUGAUAAGUGGAGCUUGAUGUUUGCUGGGGCUGAAAUCAGAAGAAAAUGUAAAAAAAGACAGUGGAAUGAAAAGAACGGCUCAAAGAGAGAGCAAGCGCACUUUAAAUGAUGUGUUGGGUCCAAACCCCCCCCCACACCUGGUUUGGAUGGGGAAGAAAUGGCAAAAGUUGGCAUUCUGUGAGAUUUGACGGUGCUAAGAUCUUUGUUUUCACUCCGGGGUGGCGUCCACAUCAUCCUGUAUCCAGCUUGUCUAAUCAAAGUCAAGUUUUAUUGAUUUCACAUUCAGAACAUCUUUUGUUUUUUCAAAAUGUUUUUUUUUUUUUUUUUUCAAUAUGCGUGUUCGGAUGAGUCAAGUCUUCCCUGACUUGAAUGCACCUUUACCAACUUUCUCCGAAUGCUCGCGUUUCCUUACUUCCUGGUUUUGAUAACUAUGAAAACUGAUUUGAACCACAUAUCUGAUCCAACCUGGUGGCAGAAGCUCCUUUGGAUGGGGGCGUGUUGACGACUUUGGCCUCCAUUCAUCCCUAGAAAGUCUUCUGCAAUGUUGACACUCCUCCCUCCCACCAGGGGGCAGCGCACACACCUACUGUCCUCGUGACUGGAUGAGGGCUGCAUUUAGGUGGUUUUGCACUAUUCAGAGUGUAAAUAAUUUUGUACCGGUCGUUAAUGUCCUUAAUUCUAUUAUGGUCCUAAAUAUAUCAAAAUAUAUUUAUUUGCAUUCUAUGUAAUCCAAAGCAGUCUCUGUGAGAUGACUUUACUCUUGUACAAAAUUAAACAUGUUUUGAGAUAAAUAA
Messenger RNA from Oryzias latipes (Japanese medaka), 3366 nucleotides. RefSeq names its product GRAM domain-containing protein 2B. The record is from RefSeq and is a predicted model, not a curated record. NCBI's taxonomy places the organism in Eukaryota, Metazoa, Chordata, Actinopteri, Beloniformes, Adrianichthyidae.